GCGUAUCGAUGCGCGUAGCGAUAGCAAACAAUUUCAAAGUAGCAGCGUAGUGUUUGGUAUGUAUGUUAGGUUAGAGUAGCUGUUUUCACGAUUAAAAGUAUUCUCGCGCUGAUACGGACAAUGACGCGCGUUCGUCACCAAACGUUUAGACAUUAUACGCUGGCCGAUGAUAGAACGUAACUUCACCGGACGAAGUUACCCGUCGCACGUGUUGAGAGACUGCCAUGGAGUGACGGACUGUCGGAGAGCAUUAUUCGCGACCUCUUCGUCGAAACGACCCCGAUUAAGGUUAAAUCAAUUGGUGACCGCCUGUUUUAACAGUGCACGUGGAUCAGCUGAAAGAAAUGACCUCGAACGAAGCAGGUGUAUCGCUCGGCGCCGCUCGGGAAGAUGUCAAUUGGCGGAAAGAUUUGAUUUCGCAGUUACGCGAGAGGAACAGAUCGCAAACCAAUUGCUUUGCGGAUCUCAUUAGCCUACAUAAUAGGUUAUUUGAAAAUGUAAACACACUGCGAAAUACGAAUAUGCAAUUGACUGUUACAAACGAGACUCUUCGUCGUGAGGCAUCCAAUGGUAGUAUUGGUAUGGGUGGAAAUCCUGAUCUUGAAGCUAGACUUUUAAAACAAGCGGAGGAAUUGGCAAUGUUGCACAAGAGGAAAGGAGAGCAUACACAACAAAUAGUAGAUCUCAAUAAUAAAUUGCAAGAAAUGACAAAAGAACUUCAAGCAAAGGAAGCUAGUCUUGCAGAAAGUUCCGAAGCUAAUGCUAACUUACGUUUAGAUAUAACCAGAUCUCUUGGUAGAGAGAAAGAUUUAGAAGGUAUUAAUCAGAUGCUCAAGGAUGAACACCAAGCCUUGCAACUUGCCUUUGCGUCUUUAGAAGAAAAGCUUAGGAAAACACAAGAAGAAAAUCGACAGCUGAUUGAGCGCUUAAUAAAGUAUAAAGCUAGAGAUGCAGAAAAGAUGAAUGAGGAAAAUGAUAAUUUUUUAAGUCAUGCAGUUCAUGGUUUUACGAGUCCAACAGCCUUUUUGAUGCAUACCUUAUCAAAAUUUGGGAAAAGACAAGCAAAGAUGCAAAAGGAAUUAGAAGAUGCAGCACGAGAUACGCGACCUGUUAGUCCUGAUCGUUUAAGCUUAAAAGAAGUUGCUGGUCUUCCGACAGCAGUGCCAACGAAAGUAUCCGUAACAUUUAGUGCCCAUGAGGGAGAAGUAUGUGCUGUUAAAUGGUCGCCUACUGAUAGAAUAUUGGCUACUGGAGGUGCUGAUAGGAAGGUGAAGCUUUGGAACAUUACUAAAGGUACAUCGGAGAGUAAGGGCAUCCUCGUUGGCAGCAACGCCGGUGUGAUGUCGGUGGACUUUGAUUCGACGGGCACCCUUAUUCUUGGAGCAUCCAAUGAUUAUGCGAGCCGUGUCUGGACCGUCAGCGAUCUUCGCCUAAAGCAUACACUCACGGGCCACUGCGCGAAGGUGAUGGCGGCAAAGUUUCUUGGCGAGCCGUCGAAAGUAGUUACCGGAAGUUAUGAUCGGACUUUAAAAAUCUGGGAUCUGCGCAGCAAAGCAUGUAUAGAAACGAAAUUCGCUGGUUCGAGUUGUAAUGAUCUCGUAACUUCCGAUGGAGCUGGUUCUACGAUAAUUAGUGGUCAUUUUGAUCAAAGGAUCAGGUUUUGGGACACUAGAGCCGAAUCCAGCUCAAAUGACAUCUUAUUGGAAGGAAAAGUUACAUCGUUAGAUUUAUCCCGCGACGCAAAUUACCUUUUGAGUUGCGUGAGGGAUGACACAUUAAAACUGAUUGAUUUACGAAUGAAGAAGAUUGUCGGAUCGUAUAGUGCUGACGGUUUUAAAGUGGGAUUCGAUUGGACAAGAGCUGCUUUCAGUCCUGAUGGACAGUACAUUGCAGUUGGUUCUGCAGACGGUUCUGUUUUCAUCUGGUCGAUAGUGACGAAUAUGAUUGAAACAAUUCUAAAGGGACACACGACAGCGGUAACGGCCGUAUCUUGGCAUCCGCACGGUACAUACUUAGCGUCUGUUGAUCGUGCCAAGACGGUAACGGUUUGGGGCGACCAGGUUUGACAGGAGGAGUGAUCCCGGGACAGACGGCUGCUGUUUCACGCAUGAGGAUUUUGUGCCGUUCACGUUUAGCCAUUUUCCUCAUAGCCGUGAAAACGAAUAUGCGUUUGCAAUUUCCGUCAGCAAUCCCACCAGAGAUCGCAAUGAGCAUCCAGCGGGAUAAUAAUCAAAAUCAUCGGUCGGGUUCGGCCGCGUGGGUUGUAAAGCCUUGUAAGGACGCCGUUGUGAAGUUGUAAAGCGCAGACACCGCACUGAACAAAUCCACAGAAGUGGUAGGGACUAUUGUACAUAAAAUUGCACUUAUUGUUACUCCCAGGUUGUAAAGAUUCCCUAUUUAGAAUAGUAACCUGCGCGCCAAGGCCGUGCCGCGUCGUCUACUCCCAGGAAAUUUAAGAAAUUAUCGUAGUAACUGGUGUUUCUCCGAGACUCACUAGGCAUAAGGUUUUUUUUUUGUUAUAAAGAACACGAUAUCGCGUGUCAAUUGUCUGCACUGAAAGAUUUUGUCACUCUCGGGACUCUAUACCUAUAUAUGACAUGAUACUGUGGCAGAAUGUUUGCAGGCAUUGAAGGUUUGUAAGAAUUUAAUUCGCAAAAUAUACCCGAAUUAUUAUUUCUUUUUUUUCGCCCAAGAAAAUGUCAAUUAUUAUAUAUGAUACUCUCUAAAUUUCCUAGAGUGAAACAUUCACUCUUAUAGAGUGCAUUUUCACUCUAAUUAGAGUGACAAAUCACUCGAACAUUGCACAAGUUCAAUUUUCAUUCUUUUAGAGUAAUGUUUUUCACUCUAGGAAAUUUAGAGAGUAUAUAUUUUUUAGAAGAAUCGCGAAUGUUAUUAUAACAUUCAAACACGAUAAAUGAUAUUUUUCGGAAUAUAGUGAAAUAAAGAGAUAGAGCUAAAUACAAGUAAAAACGCUCUGGAUUUGAAUGAGAUUAUUUUCCCAGAAUUGACUGUGCAUUAUUAUUAGAAAUAUGGAAUGAUUGCAGAGAGAAGAUUAAUUUAUUUUCGUAAUAUAUUAAAUAUAUAUUCUUCAAAUAUUGAUAAUUAUUUUAAUCAGAUGAGUCCAAAAUCUCUUUACAUAAUGCAAAAUUAAUUCUGAUUGAGCAAUCUCACUUUAACUUGCGGCAUUGUAAUUUUAAUUUUUCGUUUAAACUCUCCUACAUCACUGAAACGAUAAAUGUCUUAAUAUAAGUCUAAUGAAAUGGAAAUCAGAAUGUAAAAAUUAAGCAAACAAGCACAAUAAUGAUUUAUAUGUACAAUUAACGUUAGAAUAUCAUGCGCCAAUCGAGAUUGAUCAUUGUUUUCACUAAUAAAUGAGACGAUUAAAUAAUUAAAAUUAUUUGUACGUAAUUUUUUUUAUUACAAAACAUCUGUUGGAUGUUAAGCCUUAGAUAAAGUUAUAAGUAUCUGAUCGAAGAGGCUCUAUAAAAUAAUAAUAUGAUCUAGAUUUCCAAAACAUCGGACUUUUACGAUUAUAAUAUAAUUUCCCAAGUGUUUUUAAUGAUUUUGAUAAUUGCGAUUAUCAUAUUGUACUAAUUUUUGUUAUUUACAAUCUACUCAGUGUAGUAAUGGCUUUAUUAAUAUACUUAUUCGGUUUUACAUUAACUACUAUAUAUAUAUUUCUAUCAGCCGCAAGUGCUUUUUUAUUGUUUUAUAUUUUUACGGCGCUCUUCGAUUACCAUUUGAUAUUUAUUAGUACUUGCGUAAAAUUAUAAAGUACUUGCGUAAGAUUUUAAUAUCUGAAAAGCAACUUGAAUUUAAAAUUCACAUCGUUCAAAGAAUCACAUGUUACAAACAAUUAAAUAAUACUUUAAUGGGCGUUUAUAUGCUAUAUAAUUAAAUUAUAUCAUAUACAACACUUUUUUAUUUGUAAUGUGUUAUUAAAAUAAUUAACUUCCAAUUAUCACACGAAGAAUUGGUCGUUGGUUUGCAUGACAAGAAAAUUCUCUCUUAAUAUUGACUGGUUUUAUUUUCCAAAUAGAAGUUAUUUCAAUUCAUCUUGUUUCAAAGGAAUAAUAUCUUAUUAAAAUUUUUGUUCAAUAAAAAAAAUUAUUAAAUUAUAAAAUUAUUUAUACUAUAAUUCCAUAUGUUAGAUUAUGCAUAUACUUUUGUCUAUGUAAAUUAUAUACCGAAUUUUUUAGAUAUUUAUAUAUAUAGCUCUAAUAGAAAAAUAUAUAUUUUUCAAUAAAAUUUUUCAAUAAAAUGUUUGCUUAAAUGAAAAUUUCAGAACGAUUGUGAAAUCUAAUUAUAAAAUCAUAAUUCAGAUGUAUUCACUAAAUCGUAACAUGUAAUUAUUUAAACAGGAAAAAUUUUCCGUACUAAUGACUUCCAUACUAGUGAUUCAUGUGUGAAAUCUCUCGGUUAAAACAUUUUUCCAUAUAAUAUUAAUAAAAUUUCAUAUAUUUUAUAAUCAUUUCAUUGCAUCUAACAAUGCAAACUAAUGAUCAUGCCUCUUCGUUAUUGCAAUAAUAACUACUGGCUCGGAUCUCGAGCGAACAAUCGAUUGCGUCCAAAGUAUUGUGUAAUGAUUUUAAUACUGUACACUUAUAUAUCUCAUUUUCGACUAUUAAACCUGUCUGUAUUUUCUCUAUAUACAAUACUACAAUUUAGCCGAAAUGCUAUAUAUAUUGUUCACAUAUGUAAAUAUAUAUUAAACGUUCCCCUCUUGUAUUUUGUAAAAAA
Molecule: messenger RNA, 4740 nt
Organism: Monomorium pharaonis (pharaoh ant)
Lineage: Eukaryota; Metazoa; Arthropoda; Insecta; Hymenoptera; Formicidae
Gene: Atg16
Product: autophagy-related protein 16-1
Exons: 14
Coding region: 345-2066 (573 amino acids)
Biological process (GO): autophagosome assembly
Cellular component (GO): autophagosome membrane
Molecular function (GO): protein binding
Source: RefSeq, a predicted model, not a curated record